Molecule: messenger RNA, 2731 nt
Organism: Aspergillus alliaceus
Lineage: Eukaryota; Fungi; Ascomycota; Eurotiomycetes; Eurotiales; Aspergillaceae
Product: SET domain-containing protein
Exons: 2
Coding region: 390-2294 (634 amino acids)
Cellular component (GO): nucleus
Molecular function (GO): histone H4K20 methyltransferase activity; protein binding
Source: RefSeq, a predicted model, not a curated record
GGCGGACGGGGCGUUGCAGCAGCGUCCACUCAUUUCAGAGUUGCAUUUAUUUAAUUAACUGGGCAACACAGCCGUGUGUGUUGUGCUUGGAGCCUCUUGGAUAGUCGCCCACUUUCCCAUUCGUGCGCGCUAACUUCCCCUGGGGGCCUUUUUUCCUUUUCAUUAUGCCUGUUGAACUGGGUCUUUCUUGUCCUAUCCAAUAAUUGUCUCACCCUCUCACACUCUUUUUGAAAUUCUACCCCCUCCCUUGUGUCGAUAGUAUUCCCGCUUUUCUCCUGUUUCUCCUUUGCCAUAUAGACACAUCAUUUAGCACCAGCCAAUUAAGACCAAAUCCUUCACCACACCCCCAACUCUCUUUGUAUGGGAUUUUUGUGAUCUCGCAGAUUGACAUGCCAUCUUCAAAAGCCAGAGACAGUCCCUCUGUCGAGCGGCGCGACCGUCUUACGCUUGCGAAAUUGGCCAGCUAUGACGAUGUCGCGACGGAUGCGCUGGUCGACCGGGCCUAUUUCUGGACGAAUACCCGCAAAAACCGAACUAAAUAUAUUCCUGUGCGAGGGAUACAUGACGACGAUGUCGCUCGUAUUCUCCUUCAAGAUGUCAUCGUUGCCAAGGACACAGUGAAAGCGGAAACACAGUUGCUAUCCAUGUCAGGGAUGAAAAAGUACCUGGCUAAGCUCCCGAAUGACCGUGAGAAGGAAUGGUUCCGCCGGCAUCUGCGCAAAUACAUCCAGAUGUAUCUUCCGGACUCGCCGUUCGAAGUCACUACGACCAAUCGCUACACGAUAACCGAGCAUGAGGCGGCGAUCUGUGCCCGGAAAUUUAUCAAACAGGGCGAAGAGAUCAAGUAUCUAAGCGGCACACUUGUUCCCAUGACCCGUGAAGAAGAGCAGGAAUUGGAUCUGAAGAGGAAGGAUUUUAGCAUAGUCAUGUCCAGCCGAAGGAAAACACCAUCUUUCUUUCUUGGCCCCGCUCGCUUCGCCAAUCAUGACUGUAACGCCAACGGGCGAUUGGUAACACGGGGGUCGGAGGGCAUGCAAGUCGUGGCCACUCGAGACAUUUACACAGGAGAAGAGAUUACCGUUUCAUAUGGCGAUGAUUACUUCGGCAUCGACAAUUGCGAGUGCCUUUGCUUAACAUGUGAACGUGUAGUUCGCAAUGGGUGGGCGCCUCACGUGGACUCUGAGGGAGAGUCAAGCAAGGCAUCCACUCCAGCUUUGAAUGAUGAAGUGAUGUCUAACGACAAUUCACUUUCUCCCAGAAAUCGCAAGCAUCCCUCUGACAGUGAUUCUGAGAUUUCGCCCUCCAGUACACCCCGGAAGAGGACCAAAUUUACACGUCAGAACUCUAAAUUACGGUCAGCCGUGUCGCUUGCAGACUUUGCUCCAAUGUCAGACAAUCCACCGCUAUCGACAGAGACUCUAGUUGUGCAACAGGCUACGGAAGCCGCUAGUGUAGCCGAGGAUGCCAUUGAACCUGCAAAAGGUUCUGCUGUGGAGGUUGCUGUGGUGGUCACCCAAACAUCAGCUACUGACUGUGACUCGCCUCCUUCGCUCGAGGCCGACGACUCGCAACUCUUGUCAACGUCAACCACACCUACAUCUCUCGGUGAUGUUAAGAUUAAGGUGGAGGAUUUGUUGGAGGCCCCCCUCCCCGAAACGGGGUCUACAACAACGGCUCACCUCGCACUUUCAGCCACAGACCAGCCUCGCGGCGACCGACGUUUACUAGGAAAUGAUAGCGACGCAUUGUCCGAACUGUCGGAUUUAGUUGACAUGGAUGACAAGCUGGCUACUGUCCAAAAGCCGAAGAGAUCGAGGGGUUCUUGCUGGAGAAAUAGCGUGGUCCCGUCGGUGGAGGAAGAGUCGCACCGUGUUCGGGUUCCUGGAGACUACACCAAAACUUCCAAAUUGCUUGCACAAGCCUACGAUCGGUGGGUAGACUGUCAUACUUGCCAUGCCUGGUUUGUACAACAAAAUUCAUAUCUCACUCGGCGAGAGUGUCCCCGUUGUGAGCGCCACUCCAUGCUAUAUGGAUUUAGAUGGCCGAAGACCGACAAGGAGGGCCCAAUGGAUGACGAGGAGCGAGUAAUGGAUCAUAGGACUGUCCACAGGUUCUUGUACCCAGAGGAAGAAGCUCGUGUCUCUCGCAAAGACCGUGGAGUCAGUUUCGGCGUCACGCCCACUCCUGAGCUAUCUGAGCCUCGAACGGAGACAGAGGACAGUGAGGCGUGCGAAGACCGGCGCAACACCAGAGCGAGCAGAAGACGGACUCGUUCGCUUCGGAUGACCAUGUAACGACGACGAUGGGUAAUCAAUUCAUAUGCAGCAUUGGAUGCUGAACUGGAGUUUCGGGUAACCCUUUCCAUCUACUUUCAGUGCAGUUGGCGUUUCAUCUAUAUUGGGUACGGUGCCGUUGAUAAGGCUUAUUAGGACUUGUUAGACGAUUCCAUGUAAUUUUUUCUUUUCAUUUUCGUUUUUAUUUUUCCUCUAUUAUUAUCCUUUUACUUUUUGGUUACGAUGUACAGAUUUGGGUAUCUUCUAUCAAGUUCUUUCUUUUUAUUAAUCUUUUUCUUUGUGUUGGUGGUGGUUGGGAUUACUGUUAGGACGGAGGGAAAGGAGGGCAUGUCACUUAUUGGGCAUUCUAUCGGAAUCCCUUGGGUGUAUAACAGAUAUUGAAUAUUACGAACAUUAGACCUACUCGAUCAGGUGAUACAUCCUUCGGCUUCCCCCCC